Messenger RNA from Aspergillus ruber CBS 135680, 1218 nucleotides. Its product is annotated as TauD/TfdA family dioxygenase. Gene Ontology annotation, molecular function: oxidoreductase activity. The transcript is spliced from 3 exons. Bases 1 to 1218 code for a protein of 405 amino acids. The record is from RefSeq and is a predicted model, not a curated record. NCBI's taxonomy places the organism in Eukaryota, Fungi, Ascomycota, Eurotiomycetes, Eurotiales, Aspergillaceae.
AUGGCUCCUUCACUUGUUGACACCAUUUCCCCCUCUACACAAACAACCAACUCCAGAAUCGCCUUUCCAGAUGGCCUCAAAACAUCCGGCCAGCACCCUCCUGUUUAUAAUGCGGUCCGUUCAUAUCAUGAAUUCCCUAAGAAGAUCGUAGGUCCUACUGUCUGGAAAGCAGCGGACUACCGCGAUAAUCCAGGACGAUGGAUUCAUCAUUUCACUCCGGAAGAAGUGGCUGAGAUAAAUGCUGCGGCGAAUUGGUUUAUUGCUGCUGAUAUACCAUUGACGGGUAUAACCAAGGAUCUCUUCCCCCUCCCCACACUCUCAUCACGAAUGGACAUCCUGCGUAAUGAACUCAUCAAUGGUCAGGGCUUCUGGCUCUUUCGCGGACUACCAGUUCAAGAUUGGGAUUUGCGCAAGUGUGCCACUGCUUAUAUGGGAUUGGGAACUUAUCUCGGUUACUUUGUCAGUCAGAAUGGACGUGGUCAUGUCCUUGGUCACGUCAAAGAUUUAGGUGAAGAUCCGACUAAGACAGACAGAGUACGCAUUUACCGGACCAAUGCACGGCAAUUCUUUCACACCGACGGCUCCGACAUAGUGGGACUUCUCUGUAUCGCUCAAUCUUUCUCCGGUGGAGAAUCAGACAUCGCUUCUACCCACCAUGUCUUCAACGAGCUUCAGAAAUCCCAUCCAGAUGUAGUUAAAACACUCGCCGAGCCAAACUGGUACUUGGACCGAAAAGGCGAAGUUAGCGAGGGCGAAGAACAAUGGAUAAGAGGAAGUAUUUGGUAUCUCGAGAAUGAUCCCAAGAGCCAGCGCGUUUACGCCAAAUUUGACCCGAACAAUGUGACCUCGCUAGCGAGGUUUAAUUCUGGCCCUAAUGCGGUUAUUCCGCCGUUGUCUGAGGAGCAGAAAUAUGCUAUGAAAGUGUUUGAGGAAACGUGUGCCAGAGUUUCUUUGCACAUGAUCCUUGCGCCCGGAGAUAUCCAGUUCGUGAGUAAUGCACAUGUUUUUCAUUCCAGGACAGCAUACCAGGAUCAUCCUCCUGGUGCAGUGGAUGAGCACGGAAAUCCGGUCAAGCGACGUCAUUUGAUGAGGCUCUGGUUGUCGACGCCAGAAUCAGAAGGGGGAUGGAAGUUGCCGUUUCACGAUAGCGAGGAGAAAAAGAGGGGUGGGAUUCAGGUUAACAAUACGCCGCCUGUUUGUCCUUUGGAUGCGGAGUAG